AUGAAUGGUGGCAAGCUUGGACCACAAAUGUGUACACUAACAAUAAAUAUAGGAGUGUGUAUUGAGCUGAAAAUGUCUCUAAUACAAUGUGGAAGCACAUGCGUUGCUCAAGUUGCAGCGACAGCUUAUUGUCCGAGCAGAGUCGACUCAACCGGACAAAAAGUUUCCAUGAGCCAAAUAGAUUGCAUGGGAGCUUCAAGGUCGAGUAUGUUCUCACACGGGUCCUUACCCUUCUUGUCCAUGGCCGGAAUGUCAAGAAAUAUGCAGAACCGCAGAGGAUCUCGCUUCACCGUUAGAGCUGAUGCAGUUUACUAUUCGGUCCUCGGAGUUUCGAAAUAUGCGACCUUAUCUGAGGUUAAAAGCGCAUAUCGGAAACUGGCUUUGAGUUACCAUCCAGAUGUGAACAAGGAUCCUGGUGCAGAGGAGAAGUUCAUAGAAAUAAGUAAUGCAUAUGAGGUCUUAUCAGAUGAAAUGAAAUCUCUUUACGCCAAGUAUGAAGUUGAAGGCAUGAGGGCGCGUUGUAAAGACACAGAGCUCGAGUUUUAUUCUUUAAAGACUCUUAGAGCCAAAUGCACCAAGUGUUUGCAUCAGCAAGAACUCCUCUCGAGGCGAACCAACAAAGUGAGAGGAGAAGGCAAUGCCGGGAAAAGAGGCGGCUCACCGGGUACCGGCAGUGACACAACCGAGCACGACUCUGGUGAUGGCGAAAAAGGAAAACAUGGGAGCGAAAUCGUCUUCUUCGAUCUAGAAACAACAGUUCCGAACAAACCGGGACAACGUUUUCACAUCCUGGAGUUUGGAUCAAUACUUGUAUGUCCAAGAAAACUCGUGGAACUCGAGAGCUUCACCACGCUUAUACGUCCCAAGGACUUAACCGUUGUCUCGUUGAGGUCUUCUAGGUCAGAUGGGAUCACGAGAGAUGCAGUCACGGACGCACCAUGUUUCGAGGACGUGGCUGAUAAGAUCUAUGGCGUGUUGAACGGUCGAAUAUGGGCGGGUCAUAACAUUCGGAGAUUCGACUGUGUUCGAAUCAAAGAUGCUUUCGCUGAGAUCGGAAAGCCUGCGCCUGAGCCGGCGGCGAUCAUUGAUUCUCUUGGGGUUUUAACCGCAAAGUUUGGCAAACGAGCUGGUAACAUGAAGAUGGCAAGUUUGGCUUCGUAUUUUGGUCUUGGAGUGCAAAAGCACAGGAGUCUGGAUGAUGUUAGGAUGAACUUAGAGGUGCUCAAGCAUUGCGCAACAGUCCUUUUCUUGGAAUCUACUCUUCCAAAUGAUUUGAAAGGAAAAUGGCAAAACCCUUCAACGAUAAUGACAAGAAGUAGAAGUCAAUAUAAGUCUCCUCCAAAUCCAACUACAAAUUGUGUUCAUAGUUACCGAAGCCAGAGGACAACGCCUUACAUAAAAGGUGGUACUCUUGGAAAGAUUGUGACUCGGAAUGUCAAGAAUUUGUUAUGUAAAGCUCAAAGCAGCCAACCUCUCCAGACCUUGUUUAAACACUCGCAUUCUUUGCUUAGAUGAUCACAUUCAUUAUUGUAAUUUUUAAUGAGUAUUAAAUUUCUUUGCUUAAUCUAAAUUGGGGAUCGAUUUGUAAUGGAUGUGCAAGUAUUUUCAGAUUUAGAAUAUGAUUGGUUUUUUUUUUUUGGUCAACUUUUUAUAUGAUUGGUAUAUUAUGUAUAUUUUUAUUAUUAUCAUUAUAACCAAACUUUUUGAAUAACAA
This is a messenger RNA of Thlaspi arvense, 1714 nucleotides long. Lineage: Eukaryota; Viridiplantae; Streptophyta; Magnoliopsida; Brassicales; Brassicaceae. The record is from the annotation of a GenBank genome assembly.